AUGCAGCUGCUUUCCCGGGACAGCUCCCAGGACCUGUUGCGGUCCCUGGCUCCAAUGGUCCAAGCCGGGGGUCCCUCCUCGCUCUCCCAGCUCAUGUCCAGCGUGUCGGCCCUGUUCUGUGGGUACCCAGAAGGAGGGGGCUCCAGGGUCCUCUCCUUCAACUGGUACGAAGACAACAACUACAAGGUCUUCCUGGGCGUCAACGGGACCAAGAGCCAGAGCUAUGUCUAUGAUGAGACUGCAACCCCGUUCUGUAAUUCCCUGAUGGAGAGUCUGGAGUCAAACCCAAUCACAAAGAUAGUGUGGAGCUCCGUGAAGCCGCUGCUGAUGGGGAAGAUCUUGUACACGCCGGACUCCCCUGCAGUGCACCGGAUACUCAAGAGCGCAAACACCACGUUCGAGGAGCUGGAGCGGCUCAUGGUGAUGUUCAAGUCCUGGGAGGAGCUGGGGCCUCAGAUCUGGACCUUCCUCCACAGCAGUGUGCAGAUGAACAUGAUCCGGGACACUCUCCGCAACCCCACGGUCACACACUUCAUGGACAACAGUCUGGAGGGGACCGGGUUUCGGACCGCAGACAUCCUGAACUUCCUGCACAGUGGAUCGGAGGAGGAGAGGGAUCCCGGAAUGAUGAACAUGGACUGGAGAAACAUCUUCAACCUCACGGAUCAAGUCUUUCACACGAUCAACCAGUACGGACAGUGUGUCAGUCUGGAUAAGUUUGUGCCUCACACCGAUGAGUCCCAGAUGAUCUACAAUUCGCUGCAUCUUCUGGAGCAGAACAAAUACUGGGCCGGAGUGGUCUUCAUUGAUAUGUUUCCCUGGACCAACACCGUCCCCCCGCACGUCCGAUACAAAAUCCGGAUGGACAUCGACGGGGUGGAGCGCACCAACAAAAUAAAGGACAGAUACUGGGACCCGGGCCCCAGAGCUGACCCCAUGGAAGACCAGCGCUACAUCUGGGGGGGCUUUGCGUACCUUCAGGACAUGAUCGAGCACGGCAUCAUCAAGCUGCACACGGGGAACGACUGGCCUCUGGGCGUUUAUGUGCAGCAGAUGCCCUACCCCUGCUACGUGGACGAUGUCUUCAUGAUCACGCUGAACCGCUGCUUCCCAAUGUUCAUGGUGCUGGCCUGGAUCUACUCUGUGUCUAUGACGGUGAAGAGCAUCGUUCUGGAGAAGGAGCUGAGGCUGAAGGAGACGCUUCGCUCCAUGGGUGUGGAGAACGGCGUCUUGUGGUGCACGUGGUUCAUCGACAGCUUCACCAUGAUGGCCGCCAGCACAGCUUUGCUCACUGCUAUCAUCAUGGGAGGAAAAGUGUUGAACUACAGCAACCCUCUGCUGGUCUUCUUCUUCCUCCUCACGUUCACAGUGGCUACGAUCAUGCAGUGUUUCCUGCUCAGUGUGUUCUUUAACAAAGCCAACCUGGCGGCGGCCUGCAGCGGCAUCAUCUACUUCACCCUGUACCUGCCACACGUGCUGUGCCUCGCAUGGCAGGACCGCAUCACCCGCAACCACAAGCUGGCCGCGAGCCUGUUGUCUCCAGUCGCCUUUGGUUUCGGGACAGAAUACUUGUCCCGGUACGAGGAGCAGGGCAGGGGGCUGCAGUGGAACAACAUCCAGACCAGCCCUUUAGAGCAGGACUCCUUCUCUUUCCUCACCUCCAUCCUUAUGAUGAUGUUUGACUCUGUGCUCUACGGCGCCCUCGCCUGGUAUCUGGACAAUGUCUUUCCAGGACAAUAUGGAAUCAGUCGACCGUUCUACUUCCCAUUUCAACCUUCAUAUUGGUCCCGACCUGCUCCGUCAUACAUCGAAUCACCUCAGCAAGUGGAUGUAGAGAUAUCAGAGGCAGAUCAGGCGGAGGCAGAUCAGGCGGAGGCAGAUCAGGCGGACAAAGACGGCGAAAGCGCAGGCACUCCAGAGAUGUACAACUGUAACGGCUCCGGCAGUAGAACCUGUAAACACCACCACAAACGAGAGCGAUUGAAGAGAGAGAAGGACGUGCUGAGGCCCCAGGAGGAGAGCCCCCACAAGGAGGACAUCCCAGACUCCAACCAGGAAGGUCCAGUGUUCUUUGAGUCCGAUCCGGUAGGUCCGGUGCUGGGGGUCCAGAUCCAGGACCUGGUGAAGGUUUUUGAGGGCAGCUCUCGUCCUGCUGUGAACCACCUCAACAUAAACUUCUACGAGGGACAGAUCACCUCUUUCCUCGGCCACAACGGAGCAGGGAAAACCACCACACUCUCCAUCCUCACGGGUCUUUUCCCUCCCACCUCUGGCACGGCCUUUGUCGGCGGCAGAGACAUCCGCACUGACAUCGACCUGAUCCGCCACUCUCUGGGGAUGUGUCCGCAGUACAACAUCCUCUUCAACCACCUGACGGUGAAGGAGCAUAUCCUGUUUUACUCUCUGCUGAAAGAGCGCUCCCUGGCCCAAGCCGAGCAGGAGGUCGAGGACAUGCUGGUGGACCUGGGUCUGCCGCACAAGAGGGACGAGGAGGCACAGAACCUCUCUGGUGGAAUGCAGAGGAAGCUGUCUGUUGCCAUGGCGUUUGUGGGAGGGUCAAAGGUUGUGAUCCUGGAUGAACCCACGUCCGGAGUUGACCCAUAUUCACGAAGGUCCAUUUGGGAUCUGCUGCUGAAGUACAGGACAGGCCGCACAGUGAUCCUGUCCACUCACCACAUGGACGAGGCGGAUCUCCUCAGCGACAGAAUUGCCAUCAUCUCUCAGGGACGACUCCACUGCUGCGGCUCACCCCUGUUUCUCAAGAACUGCUUUGGACUGGGCUUCUAUCUCACUCUAGUGCGCCGAAUGAAGGACCUGAGGCGGAGAGAGAAUGAAUGUGACUGCAGCUCGGAUUGCUCUUGUGCCUGCUCCAUCUGCACAGCCUAUAAGGAACAGUCCCAAAAUUUGUCCCAGUAUCAAGACAGAGUCAUGGAAGGAGACGUGGAGAACAUCACCAGCCUGAUCCACCACCACGUCCCAGAGGCAAAGCUCAUAGAGACGAUCGGGCAGGAGCUGACCUACCUCCUGCCCAAUAAGAACUUCAAACACCGCGCUUAUGCCAGCCUCUUCAGAGAGCUGGAGGAAACACUCACAGACAUGGGCCUCAGCAGCUUCGGCAUCUCAGACACGUCGCUCGAGGAGAUUUUCAUAAAGGUCACCGCAGACGGAGAGGCUGCGAACAAUGCCACAACAGCAGAACAGUGGAUGUUACAGCACAGGAAAAGCAGCAGCAGAAUGGGCUCCCAAAAUGAAGAGCUCAACGGCGCAGGGUCGUCCCAGUCCACAGGCAGCAGCGCGGGGAAAGGCUCCAGACAGAUCAAAGGCUUCUGGCUCGUCCUCAAACAGUUCUUUGCUCUGCUGAUAAAGAGGUUUCACCACGCCACACGCAGCCGCAAAGACUUCAUGGCUCAGAUUGUACUUCCUGCCAGUUUUGUUUUGAUCGCCUUAGUCUUCACCACCAUCGUCCCGCCUUUUGGGGAGUAUCCCGCUCUCACACUGAGCCCCUGGAUGUAUGGACCACAGUUUACAUUUGUCAGUAACGAGCAGCCCUUUGACCUGCGGAUGAAGAAGUUCAUGGAUCGCCUGUUCAACCCUCCAGGACUGGGCACUCGCUGCAUGAUGGGAGAGCCAGGUCUCGGAAUGUCCUGCAGCAACGUGACCACAGAGUGGGAAUACCCGGAAAUCUCUCCGGAAAUGAGCGCUGUUUUUGAGAGCUACAACUGGACGUCCCUGGACCCUUCCCCCUCGUGUGAGUGCAGCAGCGGUGAGCGUUUGACCAUGAUGCCCGUGUGUCCCCUCGGAGCUGGAGGACCCCCCCCAAAGCAGCGUCUGGAGCGGACCGGAGACACCCUGCUUGACUUCACAGAGAGGAACAUCUCUGAUUAUCUGGUGAAGACGUACCCCACCCUCAUCCGCACCAGUUUAAAGAGCAAAUAUUGGGUCAAUGAGCAGAGGUACGGAGGUUUGUCAGUAGGAGGUCAUCUUCCAAUCCUGGAUGUGAAGCCGAGUGACAUGCAGGAGGCCUUCUCUCAGCUUGGACGAAUUCUCAACAUCACUGCAGGGCGGCACUCCAGACAGGCCCUGAGGAACAUCGGGCCUUUCUUAAAAUACAUGGAGAGUGAAUACAAUGUGAAGGUCUGGUACAACAACAAAGGCUGGCACGCCAUGGUGUCCUUCAUGAACGUGGCCAACAACGCCAUCCUGCGCGCAUUCUUGCCGCCGCACGCCAAUCCGGUGGAGUACGGCAUCACAGCGAUCAACCACCCCCUCAACCUCACCAAGGAGCAGCUGUCUGAGGUCACCGUACUGAAGACCUCUGUGGACGCUGUGGUGGCCAUCUGUGUGAUCUUCGCCAUGUCCUUUGUCCCGGCCAGUUUUGUCCUGUACCUCAUCCAAGAGAGGGUCACUAAAGCCAAACACCUGCAGUUUGUGAGCGGGGUCAGCCCUGUGAUCUACUGGGUCUCCAACUUCAUCUGGGACAUGGUGAACUACUGUCUGAGCACAGCAAUGGUGAUUGGGAUCUUUAUGAUUUUCGACAAGAAAUGUUACACUUCUCCAACAAACCUGCCUGCGCUGAUAACUCUGCUGCUUCUCUACGGGUGGUCUGUGACGCCCAUGAUGUACCCCAUGUCCUAUCUGUUUAACGUCCCGAGCACGGCUUACGUCUCCCUGUCUUGCAUCAACCUGUUCAUCGGCAUCAACAGCAGCGCCAUCACCUUCGUCCUGGAGCUCUUUGAGAACAACAGGUCUCUGCUGGCGUUCAACGAGUGGCUGAAGAGAUUUCUGCUGGUUUUCCCUCACUUCUGUCUGGGCCGCGGGUUGAUCGACAUGGCCAUGAACCAGGCCGUCACCGAGGUCUACGCCAGAUUUGGGGAGGAGCACAGGGCCGACCCGUUCAGAUGGGACUUUGUGGGAAAAAACAUGACUUUCAUGGCAGUGGAAGGAUUCUUUUACUUUGCCCUCAAUCUGCUCAUUCAGUACCGCUUCUUCAUGGAGCACUGGUUACCAGUGAGCCAGAACAAAUCUCCCGUCAUCGAUCACGACGACGACGUGGCAGAAGAGAGGCGGAGGAUUUACGAAGGCGGCAGCAAGUCAGACGUCCUGCAAAUCAAAGACCUCUCUAAGACCUACAUGGGCAGGCAGAGGGCAGCGGUGGACCGGAUUUGUGUAGGAGUUCCAGCAGGAGAGUGUUUUGGUUUGCUGGGAGUGAACGGAGCGGGAAAAACCACAACCUUCAAAAUGCUGACGGGCGACACAGACGUGAGCUCAGGGGAGGCCUCUGUGGCAGGAUACAGCAUCGUGACUCAGAUCCUGGACGUGCACCAGAACAUGGGCUACUGUCCGCAGUUUGAUGCCAUCGAUGAUCUUCUGACAGGACGGGAGCAUCUGUACCUGUACGCCCGGCUCCGAGGAGUCCCCGAGUCCGAGAUCCCCCGAGUGGCGGAGUGGGGGAUUGAGAAGCUGGGUUUGAAUGAGUACGCAGAUCGCAGCGCAGGGACCUACAGCGGAGGAAACAAGAGGAAACUGUCCACAGCCAUCGCCAUGAUCGGCUGUCCCGCCCUGGUGCUGUUGGAUGAGCCCACGACGGGGAUGGACCCUCACUCCAAACGCUUUCUGUGGAACGCCAUCAUGAGUGUGAUCCAGGACGGGAGAGCAGUGGUGCUGACGUCCCACAGCAUGGAGGAGUGUGAAGCCUUGUGCACUCGUCUGGCCAUCAUGGUCAACGGCACCUUCAAAUGUCUGGGCACGAUCCAGCACCUCAAGUACAAGUUUGGAGAAGGGUAUGUUGUGACCAUGAAGAUAAAGGCAGCUAAAGCGGGUCAGAGCCCGGAGCUGGGGCCGGUGGAGAGCUUCAUGGACAGCAGUUUUCCCGGCUGUGUGCAGAGGGAGAAGCACUACAACACUCUUCAGUACGAGAUCAGCUCCUCGUCUCUCGCUCGCAUCUUUCAGCUCGUCGUCUCCAACAAAGAGCGUCUCAGCAUCGAGGACUACUCUGUGUCACAGACCACACUGGACCAAGUGUUCGUAAACUUUGCCAAGCAGCAGACUGGAGAAGAUGAAGACACUAGACGAACAGCUGCAGGGAGGAAAGACAUCAAAAUAUGUCCCACGAAACGGAAAACAUGA
Molecule: messenger RNA, 6126 nt
Organism: Knipowitschia caucasica
Lineage: Eukaryota; Metazoa; Chordata; Actinopteri; Gobiiformes; Gobiidae
Source: the annotation of a GenBank genome assembly